Chara braunii is the source of this 1719-nucleotide messenger RNA. NCBI's taxonomy places the organism in Eukaryota, Viridiplantae, Streptophyta, Charophyceae, Charales, Characeae. The record is from the annotation of a GenBank genome assembly.
GGAAGUAUCUGGAAGUAUCUGGAAGUUGCCGAAGACGUUUACGGUUCAGUUUGAAGUUGUACCUUCACGGAUGACGGAGCGGGUUACGUAACAUUGAUAUGCGAUGGCGUCAUCGAGCCAGCAGGGUAAUGACGAAGGUGGAAAUAGAGAGCCGCAGCGAAGAGGUCCGCCUACAUGCUGCAACUGCAAGCACCCAGGACACUAUGCUCGCGAUUGCUGGAUGCAUUGGAAGGACCGCUAUGAAGCCCUGGAAGCUAAGCAGGGAGACGGCUCCAAACGACCUUUUGGGCGCGCAGCCUCGCCACCGGACAAAAGACGGGAACAAACUUGUGGAGAUUCCUUUGAUUCAAGGCGAGGAGGCGGCGGAUCUGACCGAGUCAAGGACCUCGUGACACUGCUGGUGGCUAAAGAAGAGGCGAAGGUCAAGAAGAAGCAAGAAAAGGAAGAGUGGCUGAAGCUAGAAAGAGAGAGGAUGGAGAAGGAAGAAAAAAGAUUGAGGAAGGAGGAGAAACGGAAACAAGAGCAAGAAGAGAAUGAUCAGAGACUGGCAAGGAUUGUCAAUAUCCAGUUCUCGAAGCGAUAUGGAAUGAAGCACGAACGACUGGGGGGUAAAUACUCCCCGGAGGUGGGCAAGAGUCGCACUAGAUGUCGUCGUGAGCAAAGAGCACUGCGCAAGCAUCGGGGCUACCAUGGGAGUUCCGAAUCAGAAUCGGAUGAUGCGAUUUCCGCCAUUGGUCAGCGGUCGGGAAGCUUAGCACUGACGGAUAAGCGUAAGCGAACUACCACAACGGAGGAGGAGGAAUCGGAGUCCAGCCCGGCUGCUACUCCACUGAUGCAAAUUCGAGUAAGGAGGGGAAGACCACUGUCUUCCACCAAAGCGAGCAAGAAGAUGAAGAAUACGAUGAAACCGAUUACUAUGAGAACGUUGCGGGGGGGAAAUGAUCCCACACUUAAAGGAGCAUCGACAGGAUCGGGUCCUGGCGCCAGGGAGCAGUUCAAGUUGGAUACGGAGAAGUAUCUCGAUGGAUUGGAUUACCGCGAGGUACAACGUCUUUGCAAGAGUGCAGGUGUGAUAUACGUGAGGAAAGGACAAGUUGUGGCUGCUUUGGCCGAACAUCGAGCUCAGCUAGCAAAUGGACGAGGUACGGUGCAACCGCCUGCUUACGCCGAGCCGGGAAAGGGCAAGAAUGCAGCCGCAUCAUCCAGUUCGGAGAUAGCGACUCUGACUCAGAGGAAUCAAGUGAGUCCGAUGAGACAGACGAAUCGGAAAAGGAGAAGCAGGCAUGAAGCAGUUGUACUGUUGCUGAACUUUGGGAGUGUUGUACGAUUUUGUCGAACCUUCGACGAGGUAACGGGCCGAUUGAUAAGGAAGUAGAGGCUCUGUACAGAUGGGCGAUAGUAGCUCUCACUUUGAGAGGUAUCCUGUGGUUGUCGAAAUUCGUGAAUGAUUGGUACAGUCUGAUUGUCAACGAUUCUCAUGUUUUCGAUGAUCCCAGUUGCUGUGUGUAUGUAGGGAUAUCUCCUUGGUGUAAAGCUACCUAUAUCGGAAAAACGGAAAGGUCACUUAACCUACGUUGGUCAGAGCAUAGGAAGUAAUCGGUAGAUGUUGACUGUUCUUCUGCUCAUUUUCAUCGUUGGUUGGGAAAUUUCGGAAUCCAUAGCUAUAUCCUGAUCCCUAUCCGAGUGGACCGGGCAGACACGUUGAUCACUCUUGAGUCU